Camellia sinensis is the source of this 612-nucleotide messenger RNA. The record is from RefSeq and is a predicted model, not a curated record. NCBI's taxonomy places the organism in Eukaryota, Viridiplantae, Streptophyta, Magnoliopsida, Ericales, Theaceae.
AUGACUCAGAACUGCAGAGCGCUGAAGCGACACUUGGAAGACUUAGUAGCAGUUGGACACCUCCGGGAUUACAUUGAUCAGGAUAAAGCAGUGACCAAGUCGGGGAACCCACCACCAGAACCGAAUACUGAGCACCCACCUCGGCUAAUAAUAAAUGUGAUCCAUGGAACAGCGACCCAGGAAUCUGAAGAGACACUGAAAGAAGAGAUUGCUAAGGCUGUGCAAAUUCAGCAGGUUAUAUCAGUAGAGCCUGCAUCGAAAAAGGUACACACGGUACCCAAAUCUCCCUUGUGCACUGUUUCAUUUAUUAGAAAGGAUUUAGAAGGCAUACAACACCCACAUACUGAUGCACUGAUUAUAACUGUGGGAAUUGGGAAACGGUUUGACGUAAAACGAGUCCUGGUAGAUCAAGGCAGUGCAACAGAGAUAUUGUAUUAUGACUUGUUCAGAAAGCUUGGUCUCUCCGAGCAGCACCUCACCCCAGCGAUAGCUCCGUUAGUUGGCUUCAAUUCACAGCCAGAAUGGCCCCUUGGUAGAAUAGUGUUGCCAGUUGUGGUAGGAACAAAAACCCUCCAGAUAGAGUUUCUAGUUAUUAAUACACCAUCCCCUUAA